UCCACAAUGACACUGUUUUCAUGGCCCUUCAUUUUCUCGAUCCUAGUCACCCUUUGUACGCUCCUAGUUUCUGGUGAUCAAUGUCUUGGCUCUCAGCAAUCUUUGUUGCUCCAACUGAAGAACAGCCUAGAUUUCAACAGUAAUUACUCUUCGAAGCUCGUGAAUUGGAACGAAAGUUCUGAUUGCUGUUCCUGGAAAGGCGUAACCUGCGAAGAAGAGGGUCGUGUCACACGUCUCGACUUAAGUGGCGAGGCAAUCUCCGGCGCGCUUGACAAUUCAAGCACUCUUUUCAAUCUCCAACAUCUCAGGAGCCUUGAUCUGUCUUAUAACGACUUCAACUCUACAAUCCCAUCGAGGAUUGGUAACCUCACAAAUUUACGGAAUUUGCAUCUACGCUACGCAGGCUUUGUGGGGCAAAUACCAACUGAGAUUUCCCAUCUAAGAAGCUUGGUCACUCUUGAUUUAUCCUCUGAUCUGUCAAACCUUGAGAUCCCAAAUUUGAGUGUUCUGGUUCAGAACCUGUCAAAGCUUCAAGAACUUUCUCUUGAUUAUGUGAACAUAUCAGCCCCUCGAAAUGGAUGGUGCCAAGCAUUGUCAUCCUCACAGCCUAACCUGCGAGUCUUGAGCUUAUCCAAUAGCCAUGUUCCUGGCCCACUAGAUGAGUCGCUUGUGGAGCUUCAAUCAUUGUCAGUCAUUCUUCUAGAAGGUACCAAUUUGUCUUCUCCAGUCCCAGAAUCCUUUGCGAAAUUUUCAAAUUUGACUCACUUGAAUCUUCGUGAUUGUGGGUUGCAUGGAACAUUUCCUAGCGGCAUCUUCCAGGUAUCAACACUACAAAUUCUUGACAUAUCAUCUAAUCAAUUUCUUGAGGGUACUUUACCAGAGUUUCAAAUAAAUAAUUCUCUUCAAGAAUUAUCUCUCUCUUCCACUAAGUUUUCGGGGAGGUUACCGGCAUCUCUAAGUAACCUUCGGAACUUGUCCACGUUACACCUUUCCAUGUGCCAAUUUAACGGCAAACUUCCAACUUCCAUGUCAAACCUCACCGAAGUCGCCAAUGUUGAUCUAUCUUUUAAUAAUUUUAGUGGCCUUGUCCCAUCUUUUAGUUUGUCCAUGAAACUUGUCCAGAUAGAUCUCUCUUAUAAUCAUUUAACUGCUGAGAUACCAUUAGAUCUGUUUGUACUUCCAUGGUUAGAAACGAUUCAGUUGUCCAACAACCAAUUUAGUGGCCCCAUUCCUGAGUUUAAAACGACAUCUUCUUCAUUAUUAGAGACCCUAGAUUUGAGUCACAACAAUCUAGAAGGGUUGCUUCCAACAUCAAUCUGGAAACUGAGAAAUCUAAAGUUCCUAUAUUUGUCUUACAACAAGUUCAAUGGAACCAAACAGCAGAAUAUGUUUCGAGGAUGUCCCAACCUUUAUACUCUCGACCUUUCAUAUAACAACCUGAAGUCGUUUCCUGAUUUAAAGAAUAUAUCAGGGUUGAGAGUUUUGAGUAUUUCCAAUAACCAGAUUUCAGGACAGAUUCCUAAAUGGAUUUGGAAAGUUGGGGAUGGGGGACUUAUGAAGAUAGAUCUUUCAUGUAAUUACCUAGUAUGCAUGGAGGAACCUUCUGUUUUCCCGGAAAAUCUUGUAACCCUUGACUUACACUUUAACAAGUUACAAGGAAACAUCCCUGUUCUUCCAAAAUAUCUUGCGUAUGUAGAUUUGUCUAGCAAUAAGUUAACUUCAUUUCCAUAUAACCUUUCAGAUUCUAUUUUCUUCUCCCUCUCAAACAAUAGCCUUACAGGAGUUAUACCUGAACGCAUAUGUGCCACUGGAAACAUUUUGGCUCUUGAUCUGUCGCACAACAAUUUAAGUGGUAAAAUACCAACAUGUUUAAUUGAAACUAGCGAUACGCGUGAGAUGUUGAAUUUGCGGAAGAACAACUUCGAUGGCCCAAUUCCUGAUGUGUUCCCAAGGGGAUGUACAUUAAAGGCACUAGAUCUCAAUGGAAAUUUCAUCGAAGGGAAGAUUCCAAAAUCUCUGGCCAAUUGCUCUGCAUUGGAGUUUUUGGACCUUGGGCACAAUGAACUCGUUGGCAAAUUCCCCUGCUUGUUGAAGAAUAUAUCCAACUUGCAUGUCCUUAUUCUUCGAUCAAACAAGUUGUAUGGCAGCAUUGAGUGUCCAACUGCUGAUGGAAGCUGGCCGAUGCUUCAAAUAUUUGACGCAGCUCAAAAUAAUUUUAGUGGAGAAUUACCAAGACGGUGGUUAACGAAAUUGCAGGGAAUGGCAGUUGAAAAUGGUGACUCCCAUGUCGAAGUUCUACAGUAUGAGUAUUUGAAAGGACUCUUUAUGUCUCAGUCGGUAGGGUAUGAGUAUACAGUGACAGUGACCAUAAAAGGGUUGGAGAUGGAGCUGCCGAAGAUCUUAGAUAUCUUCACUUGCAUUGAUCUUUCCCAAAACAAUUUCCAUGGACAAAUACCGGAAGAAUUAGGACAACUCCACGCACUUCAUAUCCUCAACUUGUCCCAUAAUGCUCUCACUAGUCAUAUCCCUUCUUCGAUAGGGAACUUGCGAAAUCUUGAGUCCUUGGACCUCUCGUGGAACAACCUCAGUGGAACAAUUCCAACGCAACUCCAGAGCCUCAAUUUCCUUCAAUCAUUGAACCUCUCAUUCAACCAACUGGUUGGAAUGAUUCCAACAGGCACUCAAAUUCAGACAUUCUCAGAAGAUUCCUUCAUAGGAAACAAAGGACUAUGCGGAUUCCCUUUGAAGAGUUGCUCAGACAAAGUGGCACCAAAUGCAACAAAAAACAAUCAUUCAAAUUCUGGGAGAAAGAUUGACUGGAAUUUUGUAAGUGCUGAAAUUGGACUCUUGACUGGGUUCGGAGCAGUUGUUGCACCGAUCGUGUUUUCUCGAAGAUGGAGGAUAUGGUACUACGAACGUGUUGAUGACAUCAUAUUCAAGAUCUUCCCAUUAGCUGUAUCGAGGAAGUGGUUUAUGUGGACGGAUAUUUAACCGGCAAUGGCAGUGAAGAGCAAUCGGAUCUUUCCAUUAGCUGUCUUGUUUUUUUUUUUUUUUUUUUUUUUUUUUUU
Molecule: messenger RNA, 3068 nt
Organism: Morus notabilis
Lineage: Eukaryota; Viridiplantae; Streptophyta; Magnoliopsida; Rosales; Moraceae
Product: receptor-like protein 9DC3
Exons: 1
Coding region: 7-2991 (994 amino acids)
Molecular function (GO): protein binding
Source: RefSeq, a predicted model, not a curated record